AUGGGAGUUGCGACUUCGUAUAUGCUCGACCGGUUGGUAGCUAAACCUACAACCCAUGUGAUCAAUUGUGGGAAGAGUUUUGCUGCCCUACCUGUAAAAUAUAGUUUAACUGCAGAUCCCAAUUCAACAAUAAAACUCGACGGAAAAUCAAUAGCAGCUAUACAAAAUUCUAUGGUCAAUAAUGGUGUCACACCGGCUACAGCAUUACAGUCUAUUCUAGAAGCUCUGGACAAGAAACAGCCAAAGCCGGAGUGCUAUGUCCAACACAAAGCAAUGUUGGAAAUACGGUUGGCCUUUUUCGGAAUGGUAUUGCCUGCGUUGGGUCUAAGUGUGACAUACAAUUCGGCAUACCAGUUGAGAACCUAG
Molecule: messenger RNA, 366 nt
Organism: Haemonchus placei
Lineage: Eukaryota; Metazoa; Nematoda; Chromadorea; Rhabditida; Trichostrongylidae
Source: the annotation of a GenBank genome assembly